UAUAGAAAUCAAAAUAUUAUUCAUUGCUAAAAACUCAAAGCUUACGUUUUAUAAGAAAGUCGUUUGAUUUAGUUCAGCUUUUUAGCUUUACUAUAUAAAUAACUGAUUUAGCAAUGGUAACAGAAAUGUUGAAAUUUUGUCGAGAUAUUCCAAAAGUAGAGCUUCACGCCCAUCUUAAUUCAAGUUUUAGCCGUAAAACGUUUCAGCAUUUACUGGAUAGAAAAGCUGAAACUAAACCUGAAGUCAAGGAUUUCAAAGUAUUUUUGGAAGAUGGUGAAGCAGAAUCACUUAAAACAGCUUUCAGACUGUUCAAAAUGAUUCAUCAGGUCUGUGAUGAUGAGUAUUCCAUAUAUAAGCUGACUUACGAUAUUAUUCACGAUUUCGCAGCAGAUAAUGUCAAAUAUCUUGAAAUUCGAUCAACACCUAAAGAUAUUCCACAGGGAGGCCUGACUAGGAAGUCCUAUUUACAGACUAUGAUUAAAGCUAUUAAAGCCUGCGAAGCUGAAAAUCUGGACAUCAUGGUUAAAAUUCUACCGUCAAUCGACAGACAGCGUGGUCUGGAAGUCGCAGAAAUAACAGAAAAACUAGCAAAAGAAAUUGCUCAAGAAUUCCCUGGGUAUGUUCCAGGUAUUGAUUUUAGUGGAGAUCCUCAGUUUUUAGAUGGAUCCGACUUUAUACCCUUUUUUAAACAAGCUAAAACAGAUGGCCUUAAAUUAGCUCUUCAUUUGUCAGAAAUCCCAAACAUUGAAUCUGAAACUCUUGAAAUAUUAAAACAGUCGCCACCAGAUAGAAUCGGUCAUGGAACUUACUUACACCAGUUUAAGACUGGGGAAGGGUACGAAGAAAUACUGGAUAUUGUUAAAACAAAACAAAUACCUUUAGAGCAUUGUCUCACGUCAAAUUUAAAAUCCGAAACAACAGAAAGCUUUGAAGCUCACCAUUUUGGAUACUGGUAUGCCCAGAAACAUCCACAAGUCGUUUGUACAGAUGGAAGAGGUGUGUUUUUAUGUGAAUUAUCCGAUGAAUAUGCAAAUACGGCCAAAGCUUUUAAUCUAAAUAAAGAAGAACUAUGGGACUUGUCCUACAGAGCUAUCGAUUAUACAUUUACAUCGGAGAUCGAGAAGGAACAAUUAAAAGAAAAAUGGAGCAAAUUGAAAAAUAGUUGCUUUCUUGAAAAGGAAUAAAACUGUCUAUAUAUAAAAAAAGAUAGGGGUUUUUCAAUAGGGUUUGGGUUGAUAGGGAGCAGGGGAAUGUGUUAUUAUCUAUAGUAACAUAUUAACUAUAUCACUCCUGGACUCAUGCCAGUUGAUUCCAUACUGGAAAAAUGACAUGAUUUUAGCAUAUUUUAAUCAUUUGAUUUUACAAAAGACCCAUUAGUUUGUGUAGGAGUUGAGUAAUGAAUGAAUGAAAUGGGGUUUAACACAACCUUUCUCCACCACUAGGUUAAUGAAUGCUGGUUGAUGUCAUGCAGUGUGCUAUAAUUCAUGUCAUGCAGUGUGCUAUGAUUGAUGUCAUGCUGUGUGCUAUAAUUCAUGGCAUGCAGUGGGCAAUGAUUAUCAUGCAGUGUGCUAUGAUUGAUGUCAUGCAGUGGGCUAUGAUUGAUGUCAUGCAGUGUGCUAUGAUUGAUGUCAUGUAGUGUGCUAUGAUUGAUGUCAUGCAGUGUGCUAUAAUUCGUGUCAUGCAGUGGGCUAUAAUUCAUGUCAUGCAGUGGGCUAUGAUUGAUGUCAUGCAAUGUGUUAUGACUAAUCCCACACUUGUACAACAUGACAAGGAGUAUGGCUGCCUGCAUAACCUUGUGGGUCUCCAGAUCCUAUAGUUUCCUCCCACUGCUAGAUCCCUGUGCUUAAGGGAAUUAAUAAAAUAUGUUGUGGAGGGGGCCUGGGUGGGGGGGGUGUUCAGUGGUUUUGAUCCAACGCUUGUAAAUGACAAGGAGUAUGGACGCAUACAUAACCUCAUGGGUUUCUGAGUCCUACGGUUUCCUCCCACUGCUAGACCACUAUGCUAAAGCGAAUUAAUGUAAUAUGUUAGUCUCAAAAUGACUUAACACAUGUUAACAGCUCAUGUAUCAGGAUCCUUUAUUAUUAACCAAUGUUAUCACCCCACAAAUUAAGAUCUUUGAUUCUGAUCCUUGUUCAAAACCAAUCUGAUUAAAACACAGAUCCUA
Patella vulgata (common limpet) is the source of this 2164-nucleotide messenger RNA. RefSeq names its product adenosine deaminase-like protein A. The record is from RefSeq and is a predicted model, not a curated record. Gene Ontology annotation, biological process: inosine biosynthetic process; adenosine catabolic process. The transcript is spliced from 2 exons. Gene Ontology annotation, molecular function: adenosine deaminase activity. Bases 114 to 1184 code for a protein of 356 amino acids. Lineage: Eukaryota; Metazoa; Mollusca; Gastropoda; Patellidae.